Dromiciops gliroides (monito del monte) is the source of this 9243-nucleotide messenger RNA. RefSeq names its product platelet derived growth factor subunit B (gene PDGFB). The transcript has 7 exons. Lineage: Eukaryota; Metazoa; Chordata; Mammalia; Microbiotheria; Microbiotheriidae. The coding region runs from base 6983 to 7675 and encodes 230 amino acids. The record is from RefSeq and is a predicted model, not a curated record. Gene Ontology annotation, cellular component: membrane. Gene Ontology annotation, biological process: positive regulation of MAP kinase activity; positive regulation of protein autophosphorylation; platelet-derived growth factor receptor signaling pathway. Gene Ontology annotation, molecular function: platelet-derived growth factor receptor binding; growth factor activity.
GGUCAUGUGGGCUAGGGGCACCUGCAACCUUGCACUUGUGCCUUCGCCGGGUCCCUGUGAUCGCUGUCUGCCUUGCUUUCCAGGGAAGGGGAGGCCCCCUGCGGCAGCUUGUCUCCAUCACCCUUCUUCUCCCCUCCCUCCCUCCUCUCUCCCCAUCCCGGAGCCUCCAGGCCCCUGCCUCGUGAACCUCAGAGCGCCUGCCUAGGGAUUCCCAUUCCCAACUCUGUGACGAGGGCAAGGCUCUGACUCCCUGAGGCUUCCCCUUCCUCCUUUGGCAAAUGGGGAUGCAGAGGCAUCAUGGUGCCAGUCUGGAGAUGUUCAGUUGAUGAUUCCGAACUGUGUGAUUGCGGAAGUUGUUGUUAUUAUUGCUGCAAUGUUGGGGGAAAGAAUCCUCUAGAAAUAUGUUUGGGUCAGGAUCCCUCCGACUCAGCUUGGUAAUGAAGGUGUAAGGCUGGCCGGGUCUGGGAGGCCGCAAGGCCUCGGUUCACUUAGCCUCUAAUAUUAGCUGUCACCAAAGGCAAGUCAACCGUCCUCCCUGCAUCUCAGUUUCCUCAUCUGCUAAGUGGGGUGGGGCUCAGGUGCUAAUGGUGCUUUUAAAAAUCAGUCCUUCUCCCAGGCUGCCCACAACAGCUCACUUUCUAGGGAAGGCCAGGGGCUGGAAAGAACGCUGCCCUACUUGCUUUCUCAGCAGGCCUGGCUCCAUCUCCAGCGGUGUGACCUUGGGUAAAUCACUGUCUCCCUGGCCUCCAACUUGUCACUUCCCCAAAAGAAGGGGGUGUCCCAGAUGAUCUCAGAGUGCUGACAUUUGGAGAUUUUUCUGGGUUAAUUUUCUUCCCUGGAAGGAGCAUAGGCAGAGAUGCCCUACAGUUCCUAGGAGCUUGAUGGGUUGCAUAGCAUGCCUGCCUUUGCUCCUGGUUCUGCUUUUUACUUUUAAAAUGAACUCAUGUCAGGCUGAGUUGGGAAGUCUGAAGGGCAGUCCCAUAAUCUCAUGGGGCUUUUCAGUUUCUGGUCCCCUUCUCUAUUGGAGCUGCGUAGACCCCCCUGCCAUACUGGCACCUGGGCAUGGUUAGGCUGUCCUCUCCCAUCCCCCAACGGCAUGCCCACUUGGGUGGCACUCAUGGCAGCACUGUCAACUCUUUAGAUGGGGAAACUGAAGCCCAGGGUCACAAUACCAUUAGCCGGUGGCAAGUCACCAGCUUGGUUUGGGCCUCUUGUCAUGAGAGUGCCCCCAAGUGUUAUAAGAGGAGGGUCAUCUCUCUCUGGAAGAUGGUUUCAGAGCCAUCUUGAGCCCAGUCUGGGAGGAAGCAGGUAGGAGAAACAGAGGGGAAGGAAGCUGUCAGGGGAUGUGUGUGUGUGUGUGUGUGUGUGUGUGUGUGUGGCCAUCAGCUGAUGCCAGCACUUGAGCAUGAUUACAGCUCAUGUGACUUGCACCCUUUUGGGUCGCAGAGACUCCAAGCUGGACGGGACUUCAGGGCCCUCCCACACCCCAGAAGCAGGCCUCCUACCACAUCCUUCAAGCACAGGCUUGAGGGCCUCUAGAUAGGAACAUGCCCUUAGCUCUGGAGGCAUCCCUUCCCCCUGGGGAUGGCUCUGAUUGCUGGGAAGGCCCCCCCCCAUUACUCCUGGCCUCCUGGGGCCCAGCAGAAUCAAGCAAUCCCUUCCCCACAUGACAAUCCAUAAGAUACUUGGAGUCAGCCUUCAAUUGUUCCCUCUCCCCACCCCCAGUCUUCUCUUAUUCAGGAAAAAUAUCCCUAGUUCUUCCAGCUGAUUCUGAUGGGGUAGAGUCAUCACCAUGCCCUCCUUCGGAACUCUCCAGCUUCUGUGUGCUCCAUGUUGGAUGCCCAAGUGUAUUCCAGAUACAGUCUGUCCAGGGCCAAGGACUGUGGACCCUGGCGGGCGGGAGGGGGAGAUAGCUCUUCAUGAAACCUAAAAUGAUAUCAGUUAGUUUGGUCUUAGCUUUCUUGGCAGUGACAUGGAAGACUAAGGAGGUCCUUGGGGCAUCUAGUCCCCAGGUGUUGUGUUGAUCUUGACUGUGAGAUGGGGAGAGGGGAACAUUACCCCAUACAUCCCUGGGAGUUCUGUGCUGGCUGGAAUUGGUCUCCCAGAGCUUUGGAGAGAAGAGAGUGGGGACCUGCCCUUGGCUUCCAGAGAAGGAGCACAGACUGGCACCUUUUAAACAGGAGGUGGGAAAGGGAGGAAGCAAGUGUGAAAUUUAAAGGUCUCUAGAAAGAUAGACAGGAAUAGGGCUGUGCUGAAGCUCCCAUGGGUGAGGGAGCUGGCUGGAUUGAGAAGCUGCCCAAUUCAGAGAAUGCAGGCAGCCUGGUUAAGUGAUCGUGGUUGGGUAUAGCCUCACUCUACACUAAAGGAAGAAACAUUUGUAUCUUUUUUUUUUAGUGAGGUAAAUGGGGUUAAGUGACUUGCCCAGGGUCACACAGCUAGUAAGUGUCAAGUGUCUGAGGCCAGAUUUGAACUCAGGUACUCCUGAAUCCAGGACUGGUGCUCUAUCCACUGUGCCACCUAGCUGCCCCCCCAUAUCUUCUUUCUUUUAAAAUGUUUUAUUUUAUCUUAAAGGAAAUUGCCUCCCAAUGCAAACAAACUGACCCACUCUGGCUGACAGUAUAUACCCUAUUCUGCAGCUGUAGUACACCAUCUCAGCAGAGGGGAAGUAUGUUUUGUCCUCAGUCCUCUUCCUUUUCCCAGAUGGGGGAUGGGAGAUAGCCUCCUAAGGUCUGAUCAGACCUUAAGUACACUUAAAGCGGUGCAGAGGGCACAGCGAUCAGGCUUCAGAUAGGCAGUGGUGGGAGAGGAAGGGAGCUUUCAGCAUCAAGGAGACAGGUGUGGGGUGGGAGGGUUAGUAAGGGAUUGCCCAGUCCUACAUGUCUUGGGGUGUUACUCCAGAGGUGCCUGAGAAUACCAGGACGUUGCAUAGACCUUGGAGGAUAGCCCCAGAGAAGGGAAGGCCAUUACUGUGCUAUCCCCCUACCACAGAGUGAGCAGGGACUGGGGUCAGUUCCAGUUGAAUUGCAGUUACAGAAUACAGAAGUAAGGCUAGGAAGGGAGGCAGCGAAGGCUGACUCUAUUCAGUAAGCAUUUGUUAAGCACCUUCUGUGUGCAUACAAGCUUAUUUUUAUUCCCCUGGGCCUAGAGCAGUCUCUGAAAAAACAACAGGUGCCUAAUAGAUGCUUGCAAGCCCUUGGGCAAAAAGGUAGGGAAACAAGGAUUGACAAUAUCCAAAUUUACAGCCUAAGGGGAUAAUGCAACUUCUCCCUGUGGCACACUUAAGGGGCCUGCGAGAGAGUGUGUUGGGGCAGUUUCUAGAGGGAUUUCCCCUUUCUUUGCUGGUAGGCGGUGCCCUUGGUGACUUGACGUGACAAGCAGGAGUGGUGGAGAGCCACAGAGCGCCCCACCUAGCUCAGGUGGUGGAGGGGUGGAGGCAGAGGCAGCCGCAGUGUGUGUGGCUUUGGCUCCAGGUGCCCAGCAGGUGGGUGGGGGAUCAGGUCUCUUUGAUGGGGCGGUUCCAACUUCUGAGGGAGGUAAUUAACCUGCCCUUAUCCAUGCAGCCUCUCUCCUUGGGCUUUGAGGGAGGAGAGAGCUGUUUAGUUUGGCCCAAAUGGCUUGGCCGGGCCUCAGGUACCUGCAUGUGUACCUGCCUGCUCGCCUGCCCCACCCUUACCUCUACCCUGGCCACUACCCCAGAGUUGGGAUCAGGUAGAACCUCGAUAACAUCAAGGCUUGGCAAUCUUUGGCCCCAGCCCCAAGUGACACCCCUCUCUCUUUCUGGAGAGGGAGGGCGCUCUUCGUCCCAGCUGUGCUAACAGUGUUAGUCAAAUCACCAGCUGCUUUCAGGAAACCUGGGCUCCUGCCAUCUUCCCCCUCCCAAGCCAAGCAGAGCAAGCUGGUCCCCAUCCCCAAAGGUCUGCCCUGGAGCCUUAGGCUUCCUGGUGUGUUGGAAAGAGGAGGGCAGGAUUCAGAAUCAGAAGCUCUGGGUUCAAAUCCCAAUUCUGCCAUUGACAGAUUUCCCCAUCUGUAAGAUGAGGUUGGAUCAAAAGAUGUCUAAGGUCCUUAAGUCUAUGAUCAGGUUUCAUCUGGAAUUUGAGGCUGUAGGAGCUUAGUGACCCUGGGCACAUCACUUUCCUUUCUCUGGUUUCCUCCCCUUUAAAAUAAUGGGGUUGGGCUAGAUUACCUGCAGUACCAUCCAGCUGCAAAUUUAUGAUUGUUGUCCUUCCCCACAGCCCAGCCCAGGGAGCUCGGGGGUAGAGAGACUGAGAGCAGCAAAAGGAGGUAUGGGGGGAGGGUGGUGCAUGCUUAGGGCAGCAUAGCAGCAUUUGCUCUCAGCUUCCUUAUCACCAUUCUUAUCAUCCAUGUAUGAUCACUGAAUGGCAGAGCUAGGAGGGCCUUUGGAGGGGGAACUGAAGCCCACCCCAUCCCCUCCUCAGCUAUUGUUCAGCUCCUUCCUAGGAUCUUAAUACUUUCCCAGUAAUUUCCACCUGUUGUUUCUUGCUCUGCACUCUGGGGCCAAGCAGACUUCCACAGAACCGGACAGUCUUUCUUUUUUGUUUUUUUUGUUUGUUUUUGUUUUUGGCAGGCAAUGGGGGUUAAGUGACUUGCCCAGGGUCACACAGCUAGUAAGUGUCAAGUGUCUGAGGCCAGAUUUGAACUCAGGUACUCCUGAAUCCAGGGCCGGUGCUUUAACCACUGCACCAUCUAGCUGCCCCCACGGACAGUCUUUCUUACAUCUUGCCCUUCUUUGGGCUAAAGCUGUCCUACUUCCCUCAACUGAUCUUUCUAUGGUAAAAUCAUGUGACUGUCUUCCUCAUCCUGGAGGCCAGCGCAUCAACAUCCUUCCUAAACGGUGGGCUGCAGAACUCAACCCAGCCCUGCACAUGUGGUCUGGCCAGGGUGGGGAUCAGUAGGACACUGAAGAACCUUGUCUGGACCCUCCUCCUUCCUCUUAUUGGAACCUAAGAUCCAACGGGUUUCUUUGGCCACCAUGUCACACUGUUGAGCUGUUGGCAGUCUUCAGGGCCUCCAACUGUGGUCAUCCAUCAACUGAUACAUAUAUUGAUGAGGCUUCCUAUAGGGAAGACUGUUAGACCACUGAGAUUGCUGUAAAAUAUGGAUAAUACAGUUGAAGGUCUUCUCUUCAUCUACCUUUUUUUUUUUUUGACAUUGAGUCUCCCUAUGUUGACCAGGCUCAAAGUGCCACUCACUGACUGGCCCCAUUGAUAAUCAACAUGGCAGCUUUGGCUGGCCCAGGUUGUUCCCACUUGAGCUCCUUUGUACCCACUUAAACAAACCUAGUGGCCCCCUACCUCCACGUUGGUGUCGGGCUUAGAGACAACACCUGAAUGGUUUAAAUCUGACUGCAGCCCAGAAUUCCUGAGCUCAGGAGAUCCACCAGAAGUGGGGAUCACAGGUGCUGGCCACCAUUUUAAGAGGUAUUUCAGAGAGAACAUGGGAGAUAAGGCAACAUAGGCUAAAUGAAUAGUAUAGGUGGCAUGCUGAAUGGGUGGAGAAUGCUGGAUUUAGCACCAGGAAGACUUGAGUUAAACUUCAGACACUUAGUAGCAAACAGUGUGGGCACAGCCCCACUUUCUUCAUCUGUAAAAUGGGGGUAACAAUAGCACUUGUCUCAGGGUUGUUUUGAGGAUCAAGUGAGAUGGUAUAUUUAAAGUGCUUUAUAAACCUUAAAAUGCUCCAGAAGGGAGAGCUGGUAGGAGUAGCAGAGUUUGGAGAUAGGAGAAACCUAGGAUGUCAGAACUUAGAACAUGGAAUAUCCUUAGAAACAAGAAUAUCCGAGUUAGAGGGAGCUUAGAAUAGGCAGAGCUGGGGGGCUGUGGAUUGUUCAAGUUUCAAAGACCCUUCUAGUAUGCCAGACACUGUGCUAAGCACUGGGAAUACAAAGAAAGGCAAAAGAUUGCUCCUGUCCUCAAGCUCACAGUCUAAGGGGGGACACCUGGAAGAUAAGGUGUGCUUAUGGAUAUGGAGGUGAUGGAAAGUAUUCUCAGGAGGUACCGGCCCCUAGUUUGACCUAGAAAGGUUGUACCUUGCUUAAAAUCCCCUAAUUGACUAUGCUGGUGGGUGGGGAGUCCAGCCCAGGGCUCUUGGUGCUGUACAUGCCCCCUCAGGGUUGGGGGGUAACACCAGGGGCACCCAGUGGACUUCCCUGGAUCUCUGUUCCCACUGCUCUCAUGCCCUGGUGCCUCACUGUAAUGCUGCCAGGUAGCAGCUCCCAGGUAGCUGGGAGGAUAACCUCCCAGCAUCCCCUGCAGAGCAUACCUUGCUCUUUUCUACUGCCCCUUCCCCCUCAGACACUGGUUCAGAAGUCAGCUGAGAAGCCAAGGCCCUAGCUGAACCUUGGGGAGCUGAGUUUCUACUUCCCCAGACCCUGCAGUACCCAGAACCCUACCCUUGGCCCAGGCUCCCUUCCCUAUCCCACUUCAGCCUAUAUUUCUAGAACCAAGUCAUGGGAAAAUAGCUCCUCCCCACCAACCCCCUGCAAACCACCUCACCCCCACCCCCCACCCCCUCCAGUCUUAACUAAACAUCAGGAACCAAAGUUUGAGUCAGUCAACAUUUACUCUGUGUCUGCUCUGUUUGGGGGCCUGUCCUCAGUCUCUGGGGGUUGGAAGACAGAACAAAAAGACCUGGGAGAUCCUGGUUGUGAGACCUUGGGUAAGUCCCUUCACUGGGCUUCAGUCUCUGGUGGCAGAAUGAGAUGAGAGGUAGAUUGUGUACUCUUGUAUUCAGCAAGCAUUUAUUAAUACACCACUCUGGCAUAUGGGACUGGGUGCUGGGGAUCCAAAGAGCCCCUGCCCUCAGGGAGGACCAGGUGUGUGCCUGUGAGCAGGGCAUGUCACCCCUCUGACCCUCAGCCUCAGCCUCAGCCUCAGCCUCAGCCUCAGCCUCAGCCUCAGCCUCAGCCUCCUUUUUGGAAUGCCCAAACUACUUCUUCACAGACUUGUUAGGAGGAUCCAGUCAAAUGGCAUAUACAAAGCUCUUUAUAAAAGGCUGGGGGGACCCCAUUCCUGAGGAGAUCUACGAGCUGCUCAGCCACCCCUCACUCCGCUCCAUCAGUGACCUCCAGCACCUGCUGCGGAUAGAUUCCGUAGAGGAAGAUGUGGCCAAACUGGACCUGAAUCUGACCGAGGCACAUUUCCCGCGUGAACCGGUCAUCCUGUCCCGUGAAAGGAGGAGCGUGGACGUGACCGUGGCUGAGCCAGCCAUGAUUGCAGAGUGCAAGACACGCACAGAGGUGUUUGAGAUCUCUCGGCGCCUCAUCGACAGCACCAAUGCUAAUUUCUUGGUGUGGCCACCCUGCGUGGAGGUGCAGCGAUGUUCUGGCUGCUGUAACAACCGCAAGGUCCAGUGCCGCCCCACCCAGGUGCAGCUGAGACAUGUACAGGUCAGGAAGAUAGAAAUUGUGCGGAAGAAGCCGAUCUUUAAGAAGGCAAUAGUGACCUUGGAGGACCACUUGGCCUGCAAGUGCGAAAUGAUAACAGGACCCCGGUCCUUGACCCGAAGCCCCGGGAGCACCCAGGGAAACAGAGGUGGGUCUGCCCCAAACAAGGUGACCGUGCGGAGGGUUCGGAUCCGACGACCCCCCAAGGGGAAGCACCGAAAGUUCAAGCACACCCAUGACAAGACAGCCCUGAAGGAGAGCCUCGGAGCAUAGGGGCACCCACCAGGGAGAGCAUGAUGGGCAGGUUUAUUUAAUGUAUUUCUCGUAUUGCCCCCAUGGGGUUCUUGGAGUGAGAAUAUUGUUCGUUCUUCUUGUCCGUCCGUCUCGGUGGCCGAUGCGGAUGGCAAUGGUGCUUCCCCCACCCCACGGCCUUGCAGUGGAUCUCCUGUCCCUCCCAGCUCAGUUCCCCCCACCCUUGGCUCUCACCUUCCCCGCCUGGCAGCUCCUGGGGCCCAUGAAGGCCCCCCUUCCCACUGGCAGUGAAGAUCCUGAUGGGGAGGAAAAGAAGAAAAGGACAACACCUUGGACUGGAGGGGCCUCUUCCAUUGCCCCUUUCCUCCUGGGGGCCCCACGGGGUGACAGACAGGACACCCAUAGGAAUGGCCUGGGGCUCCCAUGGCUCCAAGCUCUGGCCCACCAACAAGCUAGACUUUGCAUCAAGGAGGAUUGGUCUGGCCACGUGGCAACCUAGAGCCUGCGUGUCCUCCUGUGGCCCUGGACUGGCAGGCAUCAAGCAGGACCUUCUGCCAGCCUCCCCGCCCCCAGGCCAGCACCCAAGGAGCACAGCUGGACAAGGCCUUCAAAGCCUUUGUUCUCCCCCGUCCUGCCCAGCUCCUGCUUGGCUAUUUCAGUUUUUAUGCACACGAUUUUGAAACUCUGGUUUCUUCUAAAGUGGGUUUUGCAAGAGGACAGCAGCCUAUGGACGGUCAUGCUGACAGGAAGCUCACCUCCUGCUCUUCAGACCACUGUCUCAGGUGGCCUACAGACUGUCCUGAGGGAAGUGAGGCCCAGUCUGGUUCUUCUUUAUCCUGUGUCUCACAGAUCAUUCGCUGUCCCCUGCCCCCCCCCCUUUUCCUCCCUCCUUCUCCUUCCAUUGUGGUCAGCCCCCAUGUUCCCCCCUACCUUAGCCUGUCAGGUCUAGUCCUGGCUCAGGAAAGCCCAAGGGUCAUGAGUGGGAGGGAGGGAGCCUAGGCAUCCUGAGGGCCUGGGCCCCUUAAGGAAGAGGAGCACGGAUGGUGUGGUGGAAAGAGUACCCAGUCAGGAGUCAGUGCUUGGGUCUGCUUCUGGCCUCUGCCACUAACACCCCCCUCCAACCUCAUCCUAACCCUGUGUGUGACCCUUCCCUUCUAUGCCUCAGUUUCCCCAUCCGUAAAAUGAGGUGGUUGGACUAGAUUCCAUCCCUUAAAAAAUCCGUCCCUAGGCAUCUUGGGCCUCUACUUGGGCCUCUUUUGAGGGCACCUUAGGAGAGAGGAAGCCCCCAGAGUGGCCUCAUUUGCAGGUCCCAGAGGCUGCUGAGUCUUGUGGAAGCCCACCCUCUGGCUUCUCCUGAGGCCAGCUCCCAGGGGCUCAUGGGGGAAGGACUGGGUUGGGACGACUGGGGGGAGGGACAAGCUUGCCUUCCCAUCCUUCCCACCUUCUGCAGCUCUUUCCCCUACUCAGAAACCUGCUUCUUUCAGUUUGUAAAGUCGGUGAUUAUAUUUUUUUUGGCUUUUCUUUUAUUUUUUAAAUGUAAAGUUAAUUUAUAUUCUGUAUUUAAAAUUGUAAAAAAAACUAUAUGAAAC